This is a messenger RNA of Raphanus sativus (radish), 636 nucleotides long. RefSeq lists its product as uncharacterized. The transcript has 2 exons. Gene Ontology annotation, molecular function: phenylpyruvate tautomerase activity. The coding region runs from base 199 to 537 and encodes 112 amino acids. Lineage: Eukaryota; Viridiplantae; Streptophyta; Magnoliopsida; Brassicales; Brassicaceae. The record is from RefSeq and is a predicted model, not a curated record.
AAUUAAUUUGGAGACGAUAUAUUUUUCUUCAUUCGUUUACUUCUCUAUUUAAUGGCCAUGUGAGGUACUUCUCUUCCCCAUCCCCAACUUCAACCCCAUAAAUACAGUCCUUGUUUCAUCCUUCCUUUUGUGUUUCUUUAGAUUCUUGAAAUAACUUAACGGAAUCAAGAAACAGGCGUUAGUGUCGACGGAGACAAAAUGCCUUGUCUUUACAUUACUACAAACGUGAAUAUGGAGGGCGUUGACACCGAUCCGUUCUACUUGGAAGUCACGAAAGCCGUCGCUUCCAUCGUCGGACGGCCUCAGAAUUUGGUGAUGGUGGUGCUGAAGGGAUCAAUAGAGAUAGUGUUCGGUGGGAACAAAGAAGCAGCUGCAUAUGCAGAGAUUGUGUCUAUGGGAGGCAUCACUAAACAAAUUAAGAGACAGCUUAUCGCAACCGUUGGUUCUGUUCUCCACUCUCAUUUUUCUAUUCAUCCUACUCGUUUUAUCUUAAAAGUUUUUGAUAUGCAAGCUUUGCCUCUUCCUUCCAAGCUAUAGUUUUAUUAUCUGUUUAUUGUUCAUCAAACAAAAAAAGUUUGGUUGGUAUCAUUCGAGUUAACGACCACAUACACAGCAAUAUAUCUUUUCUAAACUUUA